This is a messenger RNA of Prunus armeniaca (apricot), 183 nucleotides long. Lineage: Eukaryota; Viridiplantae; Streptophyta; Magnoliopsida; Rosales; Rosaceae. The record is from the annotation of a GenBank genome assembly.
AUGAGAGUCGUGACAAAAAAGGAAAGGAUACCGAUGACGCAACCAACUGGCCCAGUGUUCAGUGUUGACCACUUGGUGCCGAACAUACUUAUGGAAUAUGAGUUGGCCAAAAUAAGAGUAGAGUAUGACAUUCCAGCAUCGGUAACCAUGCGUUUUCCUUCGCUACGAGCUAAGCAAUCCUGA